UGGGGCCCGGCUUCCUGAAGGGAGGAUGGGCUAGGGCAGGCACAGUGCCGGAGAAGAUGCCCUCUUGGGCCCUCUUUGUGGUCACCUCCUGCCUUCUCCUGGCCCCCCCAAACCAGGCACAAGUCACCAGCCAAGAUGUCUCCUUGCUGACCUCGGACUCAAAGCCCCUGAACUGUUUCUCCCAAACAUUUGAGGACCUCACUUGCUUCUGGGAUGAGGAGGAGGCAGCACCCAGAGGGACGUAUCAGCUGCUGUAUGCCUACUCAGGAGAGAAGCCCCGUGCCUGCCCCCUGAGUUCCCAGAGCGUGCCCCCCUUUGGAACCCGAUACAUGUGCCAGUUGCAAGCCCAGGAUGAAGUACGCCUCUUCUCUAAGCUGCACCUCUGGGUGAAGGAUGUGUUCCUGAACCGGACUCUGACUGAGUGGGUGCUGUCUGUGGAUACUGUGGGCCUGCCAGCUCCUCCCAGUGUCAUCAAGGCCACAGGCGGGAGCCAGCCAGGGGAACUUCACCUACACUGGGAGGCUCCGGCUCCCGAAAUCAGUGACUUCCUGAGGCACGAACUCCGCUAUGGCCCCGUCGACCCCAGGAACACCACUGACACCAGAGUCAUACAGCUGCUCCCCACAGAGACCUGCUGCCCCACUCUGCGGAGGCUGAACCCAGCCCCUGCUCUGGACUGGCCUCCGUGUGUUCAACCCACAGCACCCCAACAGGAUGGGCCAAAGCAGACUUCCCCAACUGGAGAAGCUCCAUCUCUGCCUGUGACGGGUGGAAGCUGCCUCAUUUCCGGACUCCUGCCUGGCAAUUCUUACCGGCUCCAGCUGCGCAGCCAACCUGAUGGAAUCUCCUUCAGUGGCUCCUGGGGACCCUGGUCCCUCCCUGUGACUGUGGACCUGCCUAAGGAUGCAGUGGCAAUUGGACUGCAAUGCUUUACUUUGGACCUGAUGAAUGUCACCUGUCAGUGGCGGCAACAGAACCAUACUCGAUCCCAAGGCUUCUUCUACCACAACAAGGUCAAGUGCUGCCCUAGAGACAGGGACCCCAUCUGGGAGAAGUGUGAACAGGAGAAGAAAACAAAUCCAGAAUUACAGCUCCCUCAGCUCUCCCACUGCCACUUCAAGUCACGAAAUGACAGUAUUAUUCACACCCUUGUAGAAGUGACCACAGCCCAGGGUGUGGUUCAUAGCUACCUUGGCUCGCCUUUCUGGAUGCACCAGGCUGUGCUCAUCCCCACCCCAAACCUGCACUGGAGGGAGGUCUCCAGCGGGCAGCUGGCAUUGGAGUGGAAGCACCCGUCAUCUUGGGCAGCCCAAGAAACCUGCUAUCAACUCCGGUACAUUGGAGAAGGCCAUCAGGACUGGAAGGUGCUGGAACCGCCUCUCGGAGCCCGGGGAGGGAGCCUGGAGCUGCGCCCGCGAUCUCGCUACCGCUUACAGCUGCGCGCCAGGCUCAACGGCCCCACCUAUCAAGGCCCCUGGAGCGCCUGGUCCGAGCCGGCGAGGGUGGAGACAGCCUCGGAGCCGGCCUGGAUCUCCUUGGUGACCAUUCUGCUCCUGGUGCUGGGCCUCAGUGCCCUUCUUGGCCUGCUGCUGCUGAGGUGGCAGUUUCCUGCGCACUACAGGAGGCUGAGGCAUGCCGUGUGGCCCUCACUUCCAGAUCUGCACCGGGUCCUUGGCCCGUACCUUAGAGAUACCGCAGCCCUGAGUAUGCCCAAGGCCACAGUCACAGAUACCUAUGAAGAAGUGGAGCCCAGCCUGCUGGAGAUCCUACCUAAACCCUGUGAGAGGACGCCCUUGCCCCUGUGUCCUUCCCAGGCCUGGACAGACUACCGAGGACUGCAGCCUUCCUGCCGAGGGGCUGCGCCCCUGUCUGUGUGCCCACCCGUGGUUGAGUCAGCAUCCUGCCGUACUACACACAUUGCCAACCAUUCAUACCUACCGUUAAGUUGUUGGCAGCAGCCCUGAAAACAAAUCUCUCCUCCUAGGACCCGAGACAGACCUAGACUUCUCAAUAAACUGCCCUUAACCUAUCCCAACACUGGCACCUCAGACUUUACCUCCAACCCCCAUCUUCCAGCCUGGUUGGGCUUCUCAGCACUGAUCUUUCCAUACUGCUCUUGACAAAUCCAGAACGCUUUUUCCAGAUAGGCUCCUUUGAGCAAGGCCCUCUGACUUUCACCCUCCCUCUCUCCUCUUGAAUGCCGAACUCUGUGAAAAGAGUCCCCGCUUUCCCACCAAUUCUUCAGAGACUUCAGUUAGUUCCUCUAUUCCCACCUUGCUAAUAAAACUGCCCAGACAAAGUUCCUUUCAGAUCUUCUUGUUGCAAGUUUCAAUAGGAUCUUGUUAACCAUCAGUUUAUUUGAUCUCUCUGUGGCCUUUGUUGUGGUUGAUUCCUCAUUUCUCCUUUAAAUUCUCUUCCACUUUGGCUUCCAUAGUGUCAGCUUCUCUCCUAGUUCUACACCUGUCUGAGUAUACUGGAAGUUAAAAAGAAUAAACGUGGAGUCCAUGCUAGGUUCAGCUCCUGCCUUUCAUACUUGCUACCUGUGCAACCUCAGACAAAACUGAAUGUCUUUGAGCCUUCCUUUCUCGUGCAUAAAAGAGACAAUAACAAUCCUCCGCAGUUGUGAAAAAUACAGAGAUAACCUACAGCACCCUAGGAAAUGGUAAAUGCUUAAUAUAUUGGAACUACUAUUGUAAUUAUUUUCUUAAUUUCAUAUUCUGGCAGAUUUUCCUAUCCUUAAUUAUUGCAGUCCUUCAAGCUUCCUUUUUUUUGGACAAUGCUGGGGUUCAAACCCAGCACUUUGCACAGGUGAGGCCCAUGCUUGACCGCUUAGCUACAUCCUCAUGUCUAAGACUCCAUUAAUUCAAUGUCCAAUCCCAUCUUUUCUCAUUGUUUUUACUAUAUGUUGGCCAUCCCAAAAUUAACUCCAGCUCAGACUUAACUACAGCAUCUGUGAUGUUUUAUGCAAGUAAUUGUUUACUUAUCUGCUUCCUGCUACUAGACUGUGAGCUCCUUGAGGGCAAGGGCCAUGACUUAUCUGUCCUUUUUUUCUCUAGCACCUAGAACAGUGAUGACAAAACUUUCAGAGCUUUUACAACAACCUGCUGCAGCACACAUGCCAUAGCUUCGCCACCACUGACCUAGUGGUGUAUGAAAGUAGGCCUUCAACAAAUGAAUAAAAUCUUUUUGCAAAGUA
Chinchilla lanigera (long-tailed chinchilla) is the source of this 3196-nucleotide messenger RNA. It is a transcript of the gene Mpl, whose product is annotated as MPL proto-oncogene, thrombopoietin receptor. NCBI's taxonomy places the organism in Eukaryota, Metazoa, Chordata, Mammalia, Rodentia, Chinchillidae. The transcript is spliced from 12 exons. Gene Ontology annotation, cellular component: membrane; external side of plasma membrane. Gene Ontology annotation, biological process: positive regulation of cell population proliferation; cytokine-mediated signaling pathway; hemopoiesis. Gene Ontology annotation, molecular function: cytokine receptor activity; protein binding. The record is from RefSeq and is a predicted model, not a curated record. Bases 57 to 1964 code for a protein of 635 amino acids.